Molecule: messenger RNA, 9253 nt
Organism: Dermacentor albipictus
Lineage: Eukaryota; Metazoa; Arthropoda; Arachnida; Ixodida; Ixodidae
Product: coiled-coil domain-containing protein 149-like
Source: RefSeq, a predicted model, not a curated record
GAUAACCAGUGUUGCCGGCUGUCGCGUUGUGUGUGGGCGCGCCGCUGCAACACGCUACGGCUGUCCGCUCGUAGUACGUAUACAGCUGUGUGGAGUGAAAGUGUGUUUCCGUUAUGUGUUCGCCAGAUUUAACAUAAGAGACAGUGAGAGAUGUCGUCGUCCAAGUACGCAAAACUCGAGCAAGACUACCAGAAGCUAGUCGGCGAGAUGGGUGUGCUGCGAUGUCGGUUGGAGAGCAAAGCGGAGGCCCUUCUCAUCCUCACACGUGACCUGGAACAGUGCCAGAGCGAGCGUGACCAGUUCAAGCUCAUGGCUGACCAGCUCCGUGAGCGUCACGGCGAACUACGCAGGCGCCUCCAAGCGUGGGGUCCAACGGUAGCAAGUGUGUACGAUGGCAAGAACCUCAAGGGCCAGACUGAGAAGAGCUUGGCACAGCUGCUGUGUGACCUGAAGGAGCAGAACCGGCGACUGCAGUCUGAAAACGAGUCACUCACCCAGAAACUCCGGGAGUCUCUUGAAGAUGGCAAGCUUCUGCGAGAGCAGCUGCAGGAGCAGGGACACAGCCGUCGUGCGUCCGAUUCGUGCACCCAGUGCUCGACAAAGCAGGACCGCCAGGAGCUGGUGCGGCAGCUUGAGUUGCUCCAGUCUAGGUGCUCCAUGCUGGAGGGUGACCUGCAGGCAGUGCUGGAUGAGAAGGAGGAACUGGUGCGGACAGGGGACGCAUACCGGCAGAAGGUGGACCGGCUCAACCUGCAGCUGAACCAUGCACUGCGUGGAGGUGCUGACUACGUGCCACUUGACGUUGAUGCCUUGCUCAUGGAGAACAGGUACAUGCACGAGCGACUGCAGCUUGUCCAGGAGGAGAAGUCCAUACUCACAGCCUCACUCAACAAGUUCAAGAGCCUGGCAGAGAAGAACCGUGGCCGUGCAAGCACAGCAGUCCUGGCAGGGAUUUCCAGCAAACAGAUGCAACAGCUGCUGCAGGACAGCUGUCUGGACCUGAGCACAGCGGGGGCUGACCUGCGUAGUCUGGUGGCCCUCCUGCUGGAGGCGCUCAACGACCGCACCCUGGCGCUCAACCACCAACGCAAGGCCAACAAAGUUCUGGGCAAACGUGUGACAGAGCUAGAGAGCAAGCUCAAGUGUGACGGCACCUGGAGGGUCAACAUGCCCCUCUCAAGCACAGAUCCGGCAAAACUGACCAACAGGAGCAAAGGAAGCAGUAACUUAGAAGAUGCCAACUCGUUGUCUAUUGGUGCAGUGGAGUUAUCGGCGUCCAAGCCAACACCAGACAAAGACGUUCCACGUUCAGUGAUAUCGAGGGAGAACUCGCGCGACGACGGGGAAGACUGUGUAGCAGGAGAGGAGGACCUUCCCCCGGAGCUGCAGCGGCUCCUCUCGGCUGCCAUGAAGGAGCUCAAGUCACCCCAGCACCGAGCACCCCCACCCCCUCACAAAGAAGUGGCUGACCUUGCCUGCUGACAUAGGGCAUCCUCUGGCAGUGGCACUACCAAGAUUCAUCGCCAGUAUAGUGUUUGAAGCAUCAUUGUACGACCUGCGAAUCCAAGACUGUGGCAUGCACAAGAAAGCACACUUGCGCCAUGAACCGCAUAUCCUGCACAUCAGUGAGUGCCAAGACAUCAGGACGUGCUCAAGCUGCAUUGAGUGUGCAACUUCAUUUUGGGACGGAUGCUUUUCACAUUUCAGCACCGAUGUAUACACCCUUUCACCGGGGCCCGAGAUUCUUGCAUGUUGAUUCAAAGUGUACCUGUUGCCACUGUUUCUAGUGCUUUUUAGCCAGUGUUCUCGUAGGCUCACAACAGUCUCGAGCCAUCAUGGUGAUGGCCAGAGAGUGCCUGUCGGAAAGAUCCAUAGGCACUGUAGAGAUGUUGCAUGGUGCUACGAGUGCUUUAUUGAACAGUGCACAUAAAAUAGACAAUUUUAAGGGCAAAGGCACGGCACGCAGCAUGAUCAGUGCAUUUUGCUGCCAUUUUUAUAAUGUUUACCAUCAUUAAUCGACUGUUUGAACUAAAGAAAAUGAGGAAAUAUAUAUGGCUGCUGCCUACAUGACUGAUUGCAUGUGUGGGUCAUGUAAAACAUGCAGCAAGAUUGAAAGUAUAAUGCACCACUGCCAGUGGUUAUCGCUGCUUGCAGAAGCUUGGCAUGUGGAAUAGCUUGCAACUUAAAGGCAUCAUGAGCACCUUUGCCUCUUCAGAGGACAAGACCAACGCACAGUUAUCAAAACAUACUGACGUACCUUUGCCAGCGAGCAGUGGUUAUCAAAAAUCUAAAAAAAGCUGUGGAUAUGCUUGUGACAAAUGCACCUUUGCUAGGAAGAAUUGGUCAUCUAAUGCUCUUGGCAUUCGAGUUCACAAGGCUUCGACAAAAUCGGGCAUACGUAAGCGGUGUCUCCUCUGCUCCUGUGUUUUCUUAGCUGCUCGUGUAUUCCACGACGUGAACAGUUGGCUCAGACUUUAUCCAUCAAGCAUGCAAAGGGCACGUAGACAAAAGCAACCAUCUGUUAGCAACUAUCUGUACCUUGUGGCACGCCUGCGGCCUCCUGAAAAUGCCAGGAGAAGGGACCAUGAAUGCAUUCAGUUCAUUCACCUCUGACUUAUAACUGUGCUGUAGCUGACACUAUCGUUUCACUGUUUCUUUUUUAUGCCUUGAUCUCCUAAACCCACAAUCAAUCAUGCAAGUGACUGCCACCCCAUUGUGUAAUGCAAAAAAAAUUCAGUUCAGCAAAGUCAGCUGCUUAAAACCACAGAAAAGGGCACUGGUUGCACCAAGAACCCUGCAUCUUUUCUUGAGUAUCGCCUGUUUUGAAUGCCCCAGACUAAAUUCGAGCCAGUUGGGAUUUCUGUCAGCUGUGCUGUCUGACACCUUGCUGAAGAUACACAGUGCCUAUACUAUUCGGCUCUCAUGGAGUUUCACAACAACUUUCUAGAGAAAUGUAUGGAACUGAAGUUGCUUAAAGGGAUGCUAAAAAGAAGAGCAAAUUCAGUUUUAUUAGCACUUCAUUCUUAUACAAAACCGAAAAAGGCCACUUUUACUUUAAAACACAAAAGCAAAGGUGGGUGGAGCCAUUGCCUGGAAAUUCCCAUAACAGCUUGCCCCGAUGUUACGGAUUUGGAUGGCAUCUGCUUGGCGGCUAGCGAGUCCUUUUUGUCAGUAAAGAUGGACUACCGUAUUUACUCGAUUAUAAGGUGAGGGUGCAGUUGUGGGGCCCAAGAAAAAGAACUUAAGUAUGCACACUAGUAUAAGGCAAUGUAGAAUUGCUGGCAGACUGUUCAGACUUGGCAGGGAUUGCCCGAAAUAAUCGGUGCAGGUUAUGCGCAGUUCUGUCUUGAGGUGUGACUUCACAGUGCUUCAAAGACACGAAGGCGAAGUUCGCAUAUGACCCGCACCUCGCCUUUACUGUUAAAUUUUGUUUAAAAUAGCCGAAGGCUGAAUGUAGCAAGUUUUGAGAAUGUUUACUGAGCCACAAUAAACCAAAUACGAAAAAAUAAUUUGAAAUUCGUGAAUCACACUGACGUACCGAUGCUGGGGUUCUUAAGUUUGACCUUUUUUCUCUCCGAAUAUGUAACGUAGUGCAGUGGAAUUAACAGAAAGAAAGUAUUGAAACAGUAUUUUUAUCAGUGUCACCUACUUUCUUGUUCCUCUUUAGUAUCCCUUUAAUUAACUACCUUCAGAAUAACAGGAAAUACAGGAUUCAUUAGGACUGACAUUCUGUUGACUUGCACUUACACAACUAUGAAGUUCAACAAGUUGAGUUUGCCUCCACUUGGUUUGCAAUAUGAUCUAGUCACGGCUUGGUAGUCAAUGAUGCUGCCACAACGUUGCACCAAAUUUGCACGAGUGCACAUAUUUUAUGCACCACUUCACACUAAAACUGCUGCGGAGCUAACCCUCAGCAGUGACCUUUACUGUGCAACCAAAUGAUUUAUAUUUUGCUGGUGAGAAUUUGUGGCUUCACAACUCUGCAGUGCUUUAAGACACCAUUCGCAAUAUUUUCAGGGGUAAAUUUUUCACACAUAUAAUAACUAAAGGCACUACCUUACUAGGAUCCCGCCAGAAAGCAAGGACUGGCUGCCGUCUGAGGAAGGGUGGAACUGGGGUUUAGUCUCCCAACCACCGUCAACCCUAGACCCCAUCAAGGACAUAAUAAAGUUUUAUCUCUCUCUCAUUGAGUGUGAGAAGUGCAGCAGUUUGACCUAAUUGGUGGCAGCCUUACUGCCGAGUUUAUGCAGUCAGUGUUAUCACAGGUUUGAGGAUUUGAUUUAUUGGUUGAUUGAUUUAUUGAUUCAUUCAUUCAUUGGCUUUAACACCUCAAAGCUGCGCAAAGCUGCCAUGGUGGACGGCUCCAGAGUAAUAUUGGUCGCUUAGGGUUCUUUAACAUGUGCCUAAUUUAAGUACAGCACGAGUGUUUUUGCAUUUGGCCCCAUUGAAAUGCUGCUGGCAAGGUUGGGUUUUGAACCCACAAUCUCAUGCUCAGCAGCUAAAGUCACACAGGAUAAGGCACAAGCCAAGCAGAUUAUGACACUCGCAUACUUUCCAUUGUUCCCAUACUGAAUGAAACAUCACUUUGAGAAACCAAACAACGUAGACACCACUGCCUCUACAUUUCUCUGUAGUUGAUGUUUUAGAAACACUAUGCCAGAGCCUCCUCUAUACUACUCUUUCCAAUGCUAGUCACGUCGCCCACAUUUCAAUGGGCAGACCUCUGCUGUUGUGUUUCACGCACCUGCUGCCAGAGGUGUCAGCUUCUGACCCCCUCGCUCGUUCUCAAGGGUGGAAGGUUUCGAACACGAUGCGCCCAUUUAUUUCACUGGCUCUGUUUUCCCACGGUAAAUUGAAUGCAUAAUUCUUUCACCGCUUACAUCAUGAGAGGCAUGGUUAAAGGCUCCAGAUACAAUUACAUGCAUGAACCUGGGAAGCUGAUAUAUAGAAUCGUAUACGUACCGUACCAUUGCAGUGAACUUGGAAUCACCCACAUAAAAAACUGCAAAUGCAAGAAAUAUUCACACAGAUGCUCAAAGAACAAUGAGAGUUUAUUCGUUACUGUCUGGUGCAAAAAUACAUGCUACCAGACAAAAAAAAAUAUAAGAAUGGUGAAAAUGUUGAAAGAAAAUUGUGUGCAUGUUCAUAAUACUGAGGCUUUGUUCCCGUUAGUUUCUCGAAUUUCUUGGUCUUCGUUGUAGACAAUACAUUUGUAAAAUCUGAAGCAAGGUGAAGCAGAUGUACGCACAUAAGGUUAGCUAGUGUCUUUGUAACAUUUGAGAGUAUGAUAUGUAUUGGGAUAGUGCAGAAUAAUCUCAAAUGGCGGAAACAUUUUCACCUAUACUAUAUGCUGGAUUCCUUCCUUAGUUGAUUACUGGUAGUCUCGUUUUCUUUUUUUGGAGUCUGAAACAGUUUGAAUAAAUUUGUGUACUUUAAUUUUCUCCUUGGGCCGUCCAAGUUAAAUCUUUUAAACAGUGACCAUAAUCUCUGACCAUAUAUCUCAUUCAUUUCGUGCUUUCUAGGUUUGCGCCACUUCUUUUCAAGGAAGGCUUAUGUCGAGCUUACCUUCUUCGUUUGUGUGCUGUUGAAUGCGAAACACAGCCUAAUACAAGCAUAGCUGUAUCCCACAGCAGAUGCCUCAUUCAAGCAAAAGCUUGUCAUGUCUUGCAUGACUUCUUUUCCCCAGAGACCGAGGCGCUCCCUGGCAGGUCCCAGGCAACUUGAUCAGGCAUGCUUUCACUGCUGUUUGGGACUAACAUGGCCCGUAGACGAAGCCAAAUUCUGAUGUGCAUUUGAAUCGUUAGAACUAACAUGCGCCAUAACAUACAUUUGUGCUCUUGUUUCAAUCCUCAUCGCUUUAUGGUUCAGCACAUACCACUUCAAGCUGACGCGACAGCUGUGCACUUGACCUUGACGAGCCAUGAGUUCCUACUUUUUUUUCUUAAUACUCCUUGAGCUAAAGGCGACAAAGUAGUUGCAAGUUGAAUUGUUGAGCUUGGCUGUCUGUUCUUUCUUGCAAUAACAUUUAAACGUUAUCUGAGUGCAGUAUCCAUGAAAAUCUUGUUACAAUGAAACGUCAGGCUGUAUAGUAUAUACUUUCGCUGGCUGGAUGGAAGGCACAUAACAGCAGCACAAUUUCGCUUCCAAAGCCUUCAAACAGCUACUAGUCACUGCGCAUGACUUGCAGUUGACUACAUUGUCCAAGUGGAAGACAACCUGGCCCGUUGUAGGGACGGUCGUUUCACUCAGUGCUGCCUGCGGGUCGUCUGCUGAUGGGUCAGAAGGCAUCGCCAAAUGCGGAGGACACACCCGAAACCGAAGUGGGCGCAGCAGGUGGCUCCAACCUGUAGAGGAGGCUCUGGCUGCAUGUGCUAGCAAGAGAACACCUGGACUGAUGAUGUCUCAGACUCUUUCUUAUUACUACACUCUUCAAGGAUACCAAUGUGGGUGGUGUUCCAGUAGAGUGGACUUGUUAUAUGAUGUAUGGCUAUGUACAAUAUGUGUGCUUCAUUCCCAAGUUGCAAGAAAGGUUAUUUUUUGAAGAUGAAGCGAUGUGGUGUGAUACUGAACUUCCGACAACAAGGUUCUAGUCAAUAGAAAAAUGAAUUCCACUUAUCUCCAAAUUAAUUGUUUUCCCUGUUUCUCACUGACUUGAGAUGUCUGUUGCUUAUUUGUUGCCAGCAAAGGCAGUUGUAGAAACUAAGUUGGCAGACAAGGUCCAACUGUUCAGGAAACUGUGCUGGUUAGAAUUCUGGCUGAGACCCUUUAGUGCCUGGAGACCCACAGCACCUUGUAGUGAACAAGCUGUGGCGCUUGCUAAGGAGUUACGUUUCAAUGCUGCGUGUGUGCAAUUGACUGUCCUUUCUUAUUCACUCAUGCACUGUCUUUUGCAGUGUUCAAUAUGCAGCCGAAGUUUCUGUUGUGUGUACUUGGACACUGUGAUGGCCAACAGUGUUGACUGUGUAGUUGAUUAAUAAUAGGCUUAGUGACAGCAGGUUGUGUUCUUCACGUUCACCUCUAAGUCAUUGCUUGAAGUGGUAGUUGUAAGCACAGUCAAUUCCACAAAUCACUCUAUUUCUCCAACCUGCACUUGCUGCAGACAUGCAAAUACAAGCCACUGUGCAUAGUUGAUGACAGUUAGUACUAUUGUGAAACAUCUUGUUUGUGCUACACGGAUGGCCUGUAAACGACAGACCCUGUUACAUGAAGCCAACAGAUUAUGGAGCCAAAAAAUGCCAUAAGGGAAAUGUACCAGUUCUUUAAUUAAACUGAAAAUUAAAUAAGACAAAAUGGUUAGAUUUAUGAUGGAGGUUUCCAAUCUCCACUGUACUAACCUGCAGGAUGUUUGCGUUGAGGUAGCCUGCAUCGAGAUGAGAACAGUGCACCAUGUGGAAUCUCCUCAGUAAAAUUGCAGCAGCGUUGCGAUACACGCCUCAGGCACUGCAUCUUCAUUUGCCCGUGCCAAUACACAGCCCAAUAAUCACAACUUCUAAAGGACAUUAUCGUGAUGAAACUGUGUUGCAUGUAUGUUGAGAGAUUUCCUAUUACAUUUGUGGUGCAAAAUUGGUUAAUAUGGGGGAAGUGCAUCACAAAUAAAAUGAAGUGCUGAAGGAAAGAUCAUGCAUGCUUGGUUGCAGUAGUACCAGAAAGCUGAUCAUGCAGCAGGUUCUCUCCUUGUGUUUGUUUUGACGAUAAAUGUUUCCGUCAGACAAAUUUCCAGAAGGCCUAUUUUCUUUCUUUUUUUUUUUUCAAUACACUGCGUGCUAGACAUUAAAUUUUGUUCCCGUGAAAGAAAUACCCUGUGUCACCAGGCUCAUGUACUGUGGCCUUGUCAUAUGUUCAGAGACCAAACAGCUAGAAAUUGUCUAGUCAAUGACGAUUGAUUCAGUUAGAGUAGGACCGAAGGCACGGGCCACCAAAGAUACAAGUCACCAAUAGCGCUUGAUAUAUUUUAUUUAGUCGUAAGGCCUGCACUUUGCCAAAUAUUUUACAGGCUGUGGGCCUUGCCUGACACAGGCUUAUGGCUACUCAUUGAAGCAUGCCAGACGGUUGACAUAUUUAUAUAGUAUGCAAUCAGCUGGAGCUUCAAGGUUGCAGCAUGUGCCGUGAGGCGUUUUCCUAUCAGCAGUGGAAUGCGCCCAAGUGCGCAGUGCAGCUGCACAACAAGCAGCAGCACAGCUAAUGCCAUUGAAACAUACUGGAUGUAAGCCGCAUUUAUCCGUCGAUAUGGUGGUGAUGAUGAUACAAUCAUUGACAGGACAGUAACUAGUGCCACCUAGUAGUGGCUUGUUCAAAAUUAACCAGCAUGCAGGUAUGCACUAGACACUUAGGGAAACGUUUUCCUAAAUAUUCGCGCUCCAAAGCAGGGUUGCGGGCCUUUACACAAGGGUGAGCCAUACAUGAUUAAAUAUGGUAAAAUGUCACGCGUGUGGCGUGUAAAACAUUGUGAACACAGCUCUGAUGCGAUCAGUCUAAUUUACAUACAGUGUCUUUCACACUACAAAGGUGGAUAGGUAAAAGGGAUUCUGCAGAGUGUAUGGCCAGUGAAGAUAAUGUAUACAUACUCAGAAUAAAGCAUAUGCGGUUAACUGGAUGAGUUUGGCAGUAUUAAUUUUAAAUGAUGGUGUGAAGCAAAAAAAAAAAAGGUUUGCAUUGUUUCCUCCAUUUGCUUCAUUUAUUGUUUGUGCUACCUACAAAAUGUGGUUAAGUAAUCUCAUUGUCUGAUGCUGCAUGUCUCGCCUGCUAAAUAUCAAGUUAAGCGAGCUUGACAUCUUACACUUCGCUGAAAUGCUGAGCAUCACCAUCAUGCAAACAUGCUUCUAAUUGAUGAGCAACUAGUCACCAGGAAAAGGUUCGUCAUAGUGUUUAUACACUGCCGUAAGGUCUGUUGAACUGUCCUUGUAGCAAUAUAUUAGAAUCUUGAGAGAACUAAUUCACAAGGAUUGUGGUUUGGGCAAGUUUGUAUUCCAUGGCGUGCCGCCUUGUCUCCCUUUUUUUCCUAGUCUGUCUUAUUUUCUUCAUUCUUUCUUAGUAGUGCUGAUUCAAGAAAACGACUCCUUGUAUUGUCAUAUUGGCAGUGAAAUUGCUUACACUUCAUUAGGCUUUGUCAAAAAUUAGUUUUUAAACAACACUCGGAAGUUGUACUGUUUGACACUAGAUUGUUGCGUCUGCAUAGCUCAUGUGACUCACUCGAUAUUUAACUGUUGCUAUGUCAGUACUACGUGUUUGUGAUAUUAAAGCCUGUGUGAAAGUA